This is a messenger RNA of Tripterygium wilfordii, 982 nucleotides long. Its product is annotated as basic leucine zipper 43-like. Bases 100 to 657 code for a protein of 185 amino acids. Gene Ontology annotation, molecular function: DNA-binding transcription factor activity. The record is from RefSeq and is a predicted model, not a curated record. Gene Ontology annotation, biological process: regulation of DNA-templated transcription. The transcript has a single exon. NCBI's taxonomy places the organism in Eukaryota, Viridiplantae, Streptophyta, Magnoliopsida, Celastrales, Celastraceae.
GUUGUGGCUCAAAUUGGCCCUCUCUCCCCUAUAAGACUCACCACUCUCAUACCAUUUUCCUCCAAAAAACCCACCAUUUCAAUUACAACCACUCAAGCCAUGCUGCCUGGUGACAUUUCAGGAGUCCACUUCUUAUUACAACAAGAAAACCACAUCCCACAAUCCUUCAACUUCAACUAUCCAAACCCUCUACUUUCAGUCCAUGAAUUCACUCAACAAUCCUCAGGCACUGUAAGCAACAACUCCACUUCUGACGAGGCUGAUGACCUCCAACAAAGCGUCGUCGACGAGAGGAAGCGAAGGAGAAUGAUUUCAAAUCGAGAGUCCGCUCGUCGUUCCAGGAUGCGUAAACAGAAGCACCUGGACGAGCUUUGGUCACAAGUCCUUAAGCUCAGAACAGAUAACCAUAAUUUGAUUGAGAAGUUGAAUCAUGUCUCUGAGUGUUUUGACAAGGUAGUUCAAGAGAAUAAGGAACUCAAAGAAGAGGCUUCGGAUAUUCGAGAAAUGCUCGCUGAAUUACAGAUUGGGAGUCCGAGUAAUUACACAGCUGCUUUGAGAGUGCUUGAAGAGGUCCCCUGCAACACAGCACAUGUUAGAGCAGAGUCAUCAUCAUCAAUACAAUCCAAUAUUACUAGUUCUAUAAACUUGCGUCAUUGAGACCAUGAUGAGGCAGUUUAAAUUUGACCUUUAUCAAGCACCACUAGUGUUAUCUAUAUAUGUCUCUCUUGCGUGUAUGAGAUCAGAAAAAAAGAGAGAGGCCGAAAUAACAUGUUUUUGACCCUCUUUUUUUUUUUUUUUUGUUACGGACCAAUCAUGUCUUUUGGACAGUUGAGUGGGCAUAAACUUCAGGCCACCAGAACAGCCCACACAACGUUGGCGAUAGGUAAGACUGGACCAAACCCAUGCGGGUAGGGGCACGGAAGUGGGAUAAGCCCACAGAACCGUAAUUGCACAAAGAAAUAUCACAACCGGUUGAUUUGAA